Messenger RNA from Impatiens glandulifera, 1563 nucleotides. RefSeq names its product pto-interacting protein 1-like. The coding region runs from base 244 to 1332 and encodes 362 amino acids. Gene Ontology annotation, biological process: protein phosphorylation. Lineage: Eukaryota; Viridiplantae; Streptophyta; Magnoliopsida; Ericales; Balsaminaceae. The record is from RefSeq and is a predicted model, not a curated record. The transcript has 8 exons. Gene Ontology annotation, molecular function: ATP binding; protein tyrosine kinase activity.
GAGAGAAAGAAGAGAGAGAAUAGACGUACGGUUGACUCACCAAUUUUAUUAUCAAAGAAUUUUCGGUCUCUUUUAUCAUAAUCUAUCGCCGGCCGAUAUUCAGACCUUUUCUCUCUUCUUUCUCCUUCGUGUUCUUAGCAAGUAUCAGCAGAGAGAGAGAGAGGAGAGAGAGAGAGAUCACUCUGUCGGUGUAACUGGAAGGAGUCGACUGAUUUUCACGCACAUCUGAGGUUCAAAGGCAUUAUGGGCUGUUUUAGCUGUUGCGGGGAUGAUGAUUUCAACAGACCUCCUGAAGGAGGAGCGCAAUACAGUAGAAACCAACCAGGGAAUCAUGGGGGAUAUCAUUUCACUGAAGCUGCUCCUAAGGGUCCAACUGUGAAGAUUCAGCCAAUUGAAGUCCCUACCAUUUCAGUAGAUGAGUUAAAGGAAAUUACUGAUAACUUUGGGACUACUGCUUUAAUUGGAGAGGGGUCAUAUGGAAGAGUAUAUUAUGGUCUUCUGAAGAAUGAAAGAGCUGCAGCCAUCAAGAAGUUGGAUGCUAGCAAGCAACCAGAUGAUGACUUUCUAGCUCAGGUCUCUAUGGUGUCUCGUCUGAAACAUGACAACUUUGUUGAAUUGCUUGGUUACUGUGUUGAGGGAAAUCAGCGUGUCCUUGCCUAUGAGUUUGCAUCCAAUGGUUCUCUGCAUGAUAUUCUUCAUGGAAGGAAAGGUGUUAAAGGAGCACAACCGGGCCCUGUCCUCUCAUGGGCUCAACGGGUUAAAAUUGCUUCAGGAGCUGCUAAGGGCCUGGAGUACCUGCAUGAAAAAGCAAAUCCUCACAUUAUCCAUAGAGAUAUUAGAUCAAGCAAUGUACUACUCUUUGAUGAUGAUGUUGCUAAGAUUGCUGACUUUGAUUUAUCAAAUCAAGCUCCUGACAUGGCAGCUCGUCUCCACUCCACCCGUGUUCUUGGAACAUUUGGCUAUCAUGCUCCUGAGUAUGCAAUGACUGGACAAAUGAAUGCGAAAAGUGAUGUAUACAGCUUUGGUGUUGUUUUGCUCGAGCUUCUGACUGGACGUAAACCUGUGGAUCAUACUUUACCUCGUGGUCAACAAAGUCUUGUGACAUGGGCAACUCCUAAACUUAGUGAAGACAAAGUCAAACAGUGCAUUGAUGCAAGAUUGGGUGGCGAGUAUCCUCCCAAGGCUGUAGCAAAGAUGGCUGCGGUUGCUGCCUUGUGUGUACAAUAUGAAGCAGAUUUCCGGCCUAACAUGAGCAUUGUGGUGAAGGCCCUGCAGCCACUUCUAAACACUCGGGUUGGACCCCCCGUGAAUGGUGAAUCUGCCAAUCCAUGAUUGUUGUUUGGUAAUUGUGAACUCUCUCGCUCUCUUUCGGUUACUCCUUUCCAAAAAGGAAAAGUGCGAAAAAUUGUUUUGUCUUGGUAUGAUUGUAAUCGAAUGAUUAUUCCAUUGUUUGGGGGAUUAUUUUAGAAAAAAAAUCUUAAUAUUAUGAGGUACUUUGUGCUGUUGAUAUGUUGAAUUCUUUGGUACUCUUUAGGAAGAUAAGUUAAAAGGUUUGAUUAUUGA